AGGAAUGGGAUUAUAAUGUUCUUGUUUCUAAAAGAAUUAUAAUGAUUAAACAUUUAAGAAAAUUAAAUAGGGCUAGUAGAGGGAAAAAAGUUUUAAAAUUAUUUCUUGAAUUUUUAAAGCCCCAAUUACUAUGAUUUUUUAAGAUGCAUUUUAAGGUCAAGAGAAUUUUUUUUUGUAUCUAGAUCCCUUGGGGAGUUCUGUACUAAUAUCUCUUACCAAUGCAUCUUUUUUUUACUUAUACAAGAAGAACAACCGGGAUAAUGCCAGCACUGUUGGGGGUAUUGGGGUAAAAAUAUAUGCAGAUUUACCCCUCUAAAAACACUGAGAUACUGUUUCCGUUAGACCCUAGAUGCAUUGUUGCACUUACUACCCAUGAUUUCAUAUAAACUGUGAAUCAAGGGAAUUUCAAUUUGAAUUUUUGGUUUAGUCCAUUGUGUGAAUCUUUAACUUGUAUUUGCAGAAAUGUAUUAUGCAUGAGAAACUGCACGCAGUUUCUUUUUCUUCCCUCAAUAAGUUAGCAAAAAAGGCAAAGCCAAGUUAUGUGGCCAUAUCAUCCAGAACAUAUGCAUCUUUCACCAGUGGCAUGGUUGGUUAUGAAAGUGGCGAUGGUAGUCUAUUCUUGAUAUCUUCCUCUAGUGGAACCAUAGAGUUGCUUCAUCAGAAAAUGAGAAAGGAUUCAACACUAAAGCGUUUUUAUAGUGAUUUUCGGCGGGCUUCUAUUGAGGAGAUGGAACAUGAAGCUGACUCUCCCUGGGCAUCCUUCAUGAACACCCAUUCAAUAGGUUACCACACUGCAACAAUAAUCCUCGUGAAGAAGACUUCAGAGGAAAUGGCUCGAAGUCCUUAGGUUUUUAUUCCGCAGUGCAGACAGAGGAUGGCUAGUGUGGGAUGUUGUUGUGUUAUACUCAUCUCACAUCGUCCGUGUACACCAAUAUUAUGUUGUUUAUAAUGGCUUGGCUUGACUUCCUCAACCCCUUGAGUUAAUUUCUAGGGGUUGAAUUGGGUCCAAGUUGAUUUAUUCAUUCACAUGGUAUCAGAGCUAAGGUCAUCAAUGAGGGGAUUGGCUGCAGUAAUUUGCGCUUCGUGCGAGGGUGGCGUGUUGAGUUAUACUCAUCCCACAUCGGCAUUGUUCACCAAAUGGCUUGGGUGCCCCAACCCUUUGAGUUAACUUUAGUGGUUCAAUAAGACCCAAGUCUAUUAUUUCACAUAUGUGUGUAUGUUACUAUGUGUAUUUAUGUGACAAUAUCUUUGGUUUGAAAGAUAUGUUUUAGAAGUCCAUUUUAUGAAAAUGUAACCUAGUUCUUGAAUCUUGUAACUAUUUAAAUCCUAUGGUUAUGACCACGAUGGCUUGAUCAUGACAAGUGUUAAACGCACUGAAUCAUCCUAAAUGAGUGUGAGUUCAUACUUAGUUUUAAUCAAUGAGGUCACUUGUU
Molecule: messenger RNA, 1433 nt
Organism: Cuscuta campestris
Lineage: Eukaryota; Viridiplantae; Streptophyta; Magnoliopsida; Solanales; Convolvulaceae
Source: the annotation of a GenBank genome assembly